Messenger RNA from Spirometra erinaceieuropaei, 564 nucleotides. Lineage: Eukaryota; Metazoa; Platyhelminthes; Cestoda; Diphyllobothriidea; Diphyllobothriidae. The record is from the annotation of a GenBank genome assembly.
AUGUAUGCGUCUUCCACCUCAGCUGUCUUCGCGGAUACUGAAGCUGAGGUGACAGGACCGGAUCCCCACACUAACGUAUCGGAGCGAAUGGGAGUUCUCAGCAACCACACCAUACUAAGACAACUGCGACUGCGUUGGAGCGGCCACCUCGUGCGGCUGGACAACGAACAACUACCCAAACGACUCUUCUAUGGAGAUGUCGCCAUGGGUUCCCACCGCCAAGGACGCCAAAUCCAUCAACACAAGGACACACUGAAGAUCUCCCUAAGGCGUCUGCAGAUCAACUCGACCGACUGGAAAGACCUCGCUCUAGACCGACCGACCUGGAGAAGGACAAUGAAGACAGGCGGGGAGAUCUACAAGGCCAGUCGCAUGGCUGCCGCGAAAGCCAAGCAAGGGGCACGCAAAUCCCAGCUGCGUUCAUCUCGCAACGCCAAUGCUCCACCGCCCAAAACGGUGCCAGCGGACAUUCCGGGCGACAAUUUGACUUGUUGGAGACCUUUGGACCAACUGUACCAGCCGUCGUCUCUUCGUUCACCACUCCCUCGCCUCCUACGCCACUAA